This is a messenger RNA of Rotaria sp. Silwood1, 579 nucleotides long. Lineage: Eukaryota; Metazoa; Rotifera; Eurotatoria; Philodinida; Philodinidae. The record is from the annotation of a GenBank genome assembly.
AUGGGUAGUGACAAUAGCAAAACAUCAGUAGAUUAUUAUCCAAGGACUGUACCUAAAUCAAUAUUAAAGAAACAAACUGCAUAUCCAGGUACUCAUAUGCCUGACAAGACUGGUUAUCCUCAAUAUCCUGAUAAUUAUCAUAAACCAUACAAUGGAAAUUAUACUCAAGCACAAAGUAAACAUCAUGUACCUGAAGACUCUUUAUCAUCUCAUCGUCAUCAUUCACGGCAUCAACAUCAUCAUCGUCAUCAUCAUCACCAUCGUCCACAGCAUUUUGAACGAGAGACUCAAACAACUCCUUCGAUAUUGUUUAGAACUGAUAAUCCAGUUCAAAAACCAAUUUCAAUUACAAAUGAUGGACGUUCCACUCCUGUUCUUCUUCAAGAAAACUCGAGUUCGAACUUACUUGAUGGACUUUCUACUCCGCCUUUACUUGACGAAAGUUCGAGUUCCAGUUCACUUGACAAACAUUCAACUUCUCCAAUUAAAAAAUCUCCACGUAUCAUUUCACCUCAUAAAUCUACAUCUCCUGCUGUAGUCAAACAACUCUCGUCUUCUCAUGUAAAUAAAAAACAUUAA